Messenger RNA from Tuber aestivum (summer truffle), 3583 nucleotides. The record is from the annotation of a GenBank genome assembly. Lineage: Eukaryota; Fungi; Ascomycota; Pezizomycetes; Pezizales; Tuberaceae.
GCGAUCGACCCAACCACUCAAAGGAGCAAACAAGUGGACAAACAGAUGGCGGAUCUACCGCGACUACGAUACGUAUCAAACCGGCGCACGAUCAAAGCACUCGUGUACUGUACCAUACCACACCGGCACAGUACCGUAGCAUCGCCGCCACCACCCCCUCCCGCCCGUCCAACCAAAACAGCCUCAAAACCAAUACCGUAAUCAAUAGUAAUCCCGUGGACACCCUUCUAGACCCCUCUAUUAAAAAAUUACAGCCUCACCUCACUAACCUCACUCACCCAGUCAGUCAAUCAACCAGUCCCGACGUCAGAUUACUCGUACAGUACAAGUACAGCAGCAUGAGUGUGGGGGGGGGAGAAGGGAAAAACUACAGUACGGUAUCCACUCCCAAAAUAUCCCUCACUCAGUCACUCACUCAGUCUGUCAGUCUGUCAGUCAGUCAGUCGCCUUCCAUCGCCACCGGUGCCGACCUAGGAGGUUAGCCCCGAGUGAUCACGCAUGACACCCCCGCCGAGUUCCCCUCCCAAGGCAGCGAAUCCGAGGAGAGCGUUUGAAACACGACCAGCCUUGAACCUUGCGCAGGGCAGAUAGGGUGCUCGAGUACCGUAGAGGGGGGAUAUGGUAGGGAUGGUCAUUGUGACAAACGGUGUUUAUUCGCUGUGACGGUUGUGGUUAUUUGGUUUGGUUUACACCGGUUGGUUAGCAAUGCGUUGUGCUCGCGGUGUGCAGCGACUCCUCGGUUGGGGGGGGGUUGGAAUACUACUUGUGUGGAUGGAUGAUGGUGGUGGGUGGAGAAAGCGGCGGAUAUCGCGUGAGGUAUUUGGCUGGCUGGCUGGCUGGCCCGCUGAAUGGGUGGGUUUGGCACCCUUUUGGGCGACAGUUUACUCGCAGUUUUUUUUGGUUGCUGGGCUGUGCUUGCUGAGUACUGUAAGAGUAGUACAGCACCAGUAUCGCAUCGACCGGAUUUUGGGAGGUGACAGUCACAAGUGUUCAAGUAUGAUAAUAAUGAUGAAGUAUCGGUAGAGUAAACGCCGGUAAGACCGGUACCAUCUUCGACGGUAAGAAAGAAAACGCAGGGCGAGGAUCCAACUUUCGUAGAAAAUGCACGGCAAGUCUGUUUCCCAACUGAAUAAUUGCACGGAGGGGGUAUAACGCAGGGUAGAAAGGGGGGUAGGGUAAAUCCGGAUAUUUACAGUACAAUUCCGAUAAUGAGGAUGAUGGAAAUAGUAAAAAUAGCAAAAGCGAUGAUAACAAACAAAUAAAAAAUUCCAAAUAAACCCAACCUAGCUUAGCCUUAAUACGAUACAAAACACCGCCAUUUCCCAAAAUCGAACACAAAAAAUAAAAAUAAAAAACACAAAAUGUCCAACACCAUGAUGACCGAGAAAUGAAAGUGAAAACGAAAAUGGCAAAAAUCCUAUACAAAAGAGAUAGUAUGUUUACAAAAGAAAUCUUAAACAGCAUAGACAGAGAAUCAAACCCGUAAGCAAGUCUUUUUCCCGAAUCGAUAAAAAUAAACACCAAACACCCGUUUCUCUAGAGUGUUGUUAUGAAAUGGGUAUGAAAUACAAGUCCGAACACCGAUAAAUACAGCAUGGCGAUGAUGAAGGUGACGCUGAUGAUGGGAUGCGUGGCUGAUAUGGGGGAUGGGGGGGUAUGAACAAAGGAGAUGCCGGUAAACGAUCAAUUGCCCGCCGGGGAUCUUCCGCUAACCAAUUGCGUGGGAAAAGUGAAGAGAAAAAACUCCAAAACGCGAUGGUGAUGACGGCGAAGAUGGCGAUGGUGCCGGUUCAGUAUGGAGGGGUAUUGUACAAGGAAUGAAUGUAAGGGUUUCUCGUGGCUCAUUAGGAUCGUGGGAAUCGUGAUAAUAUGAGGGAGGGAGGCCUGUUACGGCUGGGACACUACUGCACCACAAACAUUAGCAUCACGAACUCAGAAAAACAAUCUCUCCAAAUGAUGCAGUCCGAACAUACCGAGAUGAAGAGAAAAAACGAGGGGGGAAAUGAUGAUAAAAACCACCAUCUACCGAUCCUUCUCGUAAUCCCCAUUAACCGAAGAACCCGCGCUCCAACUCUUAGCCCUGAAAAUCCUCCCCCACAAUGCAGUCAUCCAGCCAUUUCGCUCCUCCUGAAUCCUUCUCCUGUCGUCCUCGCCCUCGCCCUCCUCCACCUCAUCAUCAUCCUCAUCGUCGUUCAUGUCCGAGAAGCUAGGUUGCGGGAAAAACACCCAGGUGUCGUCCGAGGUGGAUUGCGGCAUGAAGGUUGUUGUGUCUGAUGAUUUUUCCGAAGGUCGGCGGUGCAUUGUAGCCGGUGAUGAGGCUGAUCUCUGUAGUUGUCGCGACAUGGCUCUCCCGUAUUCGAUUUUCGUGUGAGCGUCUUCCCUUUCAGUUACCGCUAUCUUUUUUAUCGGGAGCUCGGGUGUUUGUAGCGUGGUUUAUGUAGUAGUACGAUAGCAGUGUUUGUUUUUGUGUGUGUCUGUGUGUGUGACAGCGGUUGAUAUUUCGUGAGGAUAGAAUGCGGUGAUCGUUGUCGUGUGUUGGGGCUUGUGGGACCGGGGAGGGGGGGGGGUUAAAUAAUGAUUCUUUGUUUUUCGCAACUAUCAAAGUGCACUGCACUGCAGAACUCGAGGGAAAAAAGGAAAGCGGGAGAGAGGAAAAAAACCUUGCAGGGUCGAGGGAAAGGUCCAAGGGCUUAAUAGCAAAACAGUACUCGAGCACACGCGCUGGCGAGUAGCAAUCCCGCAAAGCUCACGGACUGACCUCUCCGCUCCUCCUCCUCCUCCUCUCUCUCCCUCCUACCGCAAGGAACCGCAAUAGCGGACAGCAACAGAAAACCCACUGCUACGUGUCGCUCCCUCACACACCCACUGGGGAACAGACUUCUUGAAAAAGCUACCCCGAGGGCGGGGAGGGUAACGAAUUGGUAGUGUGUUGGAGUGGGUGUAGGAGACAUUCCGUCCACUGGAGUGAGUACUUCUGCAAGCAAAGGAGAGAUAGGAAGAAGAAGAAAAAAUGACGGUCCAAUGAUCGCCCGCCGCGUGCACACCCCCGUCACUUUGUGGUGACGAGAGACAGCUUGAUCGGGUCCGGGUAACAGAGCUUGGGACUUUACUCGAGGUCAUGAAGUGUGCAACAAAAGAGUAAACAUAAAGUUAGGGCUCACAGUACUUGUACUGUUCUGUCAUUAUACCGAUCCUUCGAGUUUCAGCCCCAGUUCAGUAUCCCCCACACUUCAACCGCUGCUGACUUUAGAGACCCAUUCGUCAUAGGGUACCCCAGUGGACUGUCUAGUUGGUCAAACCAUCAUCACAGCACUAGUACGGUGCUCGUAUCACACGCUGUGCCUCUGUUUUUUGUUUCCAAUUGAUGCGCUAGCGCAUCGCGAUGUGCACCAGGUAUGGUGCCUCUCGUGAAAAGAAAAGAAAUAAUACGGGACUCUUUGCAAAUCUGCAGUAAGUUAUGUAUCACACUCGAGUGGAACACAGUUCGACACGGUACUCGUAAGUGAAAAGUGACCCAAAAGCGGGAGUCGGGCGGGUACGGUACAGUAGUACGCACCCACGCCUAGGCUCCCCCACAAGGAAC